Messenger RNA from Pollicipes pollicipes, 489 nucleotides. RefSeq lists its product as uncharacterized. The record is from RefSeq and is a predicted model, not a curated record. The transcript is spliced from 5 exons. Bases 67 to 489 code for a protein of 140 amino acids. NCBI's taxonomy places the organism in Eukaryota, Metazoa, Arthropoda, Thecostraca, Pollicipedomorpha, Pollicipedidae.
CUAUAAAAAUGACGCGACGUGGAGUCUCACCACUUCCCCGAGAACUCGCCACACACGCACUACAGGAUGAAGCUGACGCUGACGGUGGCGUUGCUGGCCAGCCUGCUGCUGCUGCUGCCGGCCAGCGGCCAGUACCGCCGCGGUCGCUCCUACAGCAGAGGUGGCGGCCGCGGCCGCGGUCUCCGCCGCCUGGCUGCGGCCGGUCUCGUCUUCGGCGCCGGCACACUCUUCGGAGCCGCACUGGCUCGCGGCAGACGCGACGUCUCCGAGAAUGAGGAGAUCGCGGAGGAGAUGGAGCUGUUCAACAUGAUCAACCGGAUGGACACGGAGCGCUGCAUGGAGAAGUGGGUGUGCGACAUGAUGGCCCGCAAGGAGGACCAGCUGGCUGAGGAGGAGCGGGACAUCGCCGACCUCCUCAUGGAGGACGCGCUGGCGGGCCGGGCGGGUGAGCCCGCUGCGUACCUGGGCUACCUGGACUACGGUGGCUAA